UUCUUUUCUUGCCUUUCUAAUAUGGUCAUCAGGUUCUAGAGGUUGGAACAGGUGAGCACCACAGGCCGUUAAGACCAGGAACAACCCCAGUGCAAUCCCAGAGGCGAUGUGGGAUUCUGGGCUAAAGGAAAUGAAUGAAACCUGGAAAGGAGUGAUUGCCUGCUUUGGGGUAGUGGUCUUCCUUCUGAUGACCAUUGGGAUUAUUUAUUGGCAAGUAGUGGAUCAGCCAAACACAAACUGGAUCCUGAGAAGUAGUGCCAGUGGUCUGAUUUGGGAUCGAAAAGAUCACAGUCUCAUCCUUCAGACUUUGAAAGAAGAAAGAACCUUGCUAAAGAUUCGCAUGGGAAGCUUCCCAGAGGUGGAGAUGCCUUUCAUAAAGAACAUAUGUUGGCAGAAUCGGUCAGAAUUCUGUUACACCUGGGAAGGUAUAGCUGAACUGAAGGUCUUCCUGGACUCCAAUCCUUCUCCCAACAGUGAGUGUUACAAUAUCAACUGGACUCCCCUUCACUGCCAGCUGAAAGUAAAGGAUUACUUUUCCAUGGUAAAUGUCUCCUGGUAUGGAGGAGCCAGUGUCAGUAGUCAACAUUGGCCUCUGAACAGUGUGAACAUCAAGUCCCAACCAUUCACUAUCAGUAAUCUUAGUAAAAGCCCAAAUGCUUAUGGCUCUGUCUUAGAAAGAUAUUUUUUGGGAUCCACUGGAGUAACCGUGAUGAUGGUUUCAGAUACACCAAUCUCUCUCUCAGUGGAGAGAAAUAGACAUUUUUCCCUUGAAAAUAUUCCUGGCCCAGACAGGGCUGUCCUGCAGUACACUGUGUGCAUGAGUCAAAACAUCACAUCUGCUCAUCAGGAACUAGUGGGAAGUCGACUUCCGAGACAACAAAGAAGGUUGCCAGAUACAGACAUACUUAGGUUGCCAGUCUGGAGAUAUUACGGUAUAGUUGAUUCUGUUGCUCAAAUGAAGCGAGGACUGAGGUCUUUCUACAAUAAGCUUCAAACACAUAAUCUUGGGGAGGGUAUAAUUGCUCUCAGUGAAGAGUCUACAAUGCUACUUCGAAAUAUGGAUCACAUCUAUUUACCUCUGCUAAGAAGAAAAAGGCUGCAUGCACUGAGAUUUAUCAUGAACAACUUCCGUAUGAAACCACUAAAACUUUCCAUCACUCUGUCCCCUUAUACAAGCAUCAACUCACCAAUUUUCCAAAGGUCCCUGCAAGAAGAGAACGAAGAAUUCUGGUUGAGCCGCCAUUCUGAAUCCGGUGACUAUUCGGUGCCACUCCUCACCAAAUGGAAAGGGCAGUUUUCAGCCUGUCUGAAUGUAACCAGUCAGGCUGCAGUGCUCUGGUUCCUGAGCCAGGUGAAGCUCCUGAAGCAGCAACUGGGAGCAAAGUAUGUGGUUUUUGAAGGUAGUGAAGGCAACAUAUUUAUGGACCAAGAGAUCUCACCUCCUGCAGAACUCAGAGGGGAUAAGUACAUCCGUAUUUUGGCCUCAAUAGCAACAAUGUUGGGAAAUACAUCAAUAAUUACUGGUGCUACAAGAUCCAGCCACCUGCCACUCUUUUUCCAAAUGAAUCCACGACAAUCUGACUGGAGUUACACUGGUUUGAAAGGGAUUAUUCCAUCUGUGCUUCAUUAUAGUCUUCUUGGUUAUAACUUUUUCAUUCCAGAUGCAAUAGGUGGAACAUUUUCUGCUGAAUUUCUGACUGAUGAAGAGCUAUAUAUUAGAUGGCUCCAGAUUGUCACCUUCCUUCCAGUCAUGUCUUUCAGGACUCCCCCGUGGGUCUGUUGUGGUGAUUGGGUGUUGAACCUCACCAGGUAUUAUAUUCACAGACACCAGAAUUUUGUGGUUCCACUCAUUGAGAAAUACAGCAAGGAAUGGCUAUCUAGGGGGGAUCCAAUUUUUCGACCCACCUGGUGGUUCAGCCCCACUGAGCCAGCUGCCUUUACCAUUGAUGACCAGUUUCUCAUAGGCGAGGAGGUUCUUGUUGCUCCAGUAACAGAACAAGGGCAAUUCCAGAGGGACAUCUACCUACCUAGAGAAGGUCAGAAAUGGAUGGAUACCAACACUGCCCAGAUGUUUGAUGGGGGAACCUUCCUCAGGAAUUAUUCAGUGCCCCUUGUGGAUGUGGCUGUUUUUAUUAAGAUUUCCUAGACUUUCCUGGAAUUUCAGGACAUUUAUCCAUGCUGUAGAGAAGAACUGUUGCCAGGACUUCUUUGGCUAAAUGGAAGUUUCUUGCAGCUAUCAGCCAGAGAUGCAAUUUUCCAAAAGUAUAUAUACUGGUAUUAAAAUAAUUCUAAAAGGAAAUUAUUUCAUUCCUAUCAUUUAAGUUUUAAAAGACAAUAGAGAAUUGUCUAUGUAUGUUACUAUUACUUUGAAUUUUGAAAUCCCAGUUACUGGUUUUCAUUGUCUAAGAGAUAUUUGAAGCAUCCUGUUAAUUGGGGAGAGAUUAUGUGUGAUCAUUGUUAUGCCAAUCCUCAUUACUUCCCACUAUCCCUAAAGGUCAAGAAAUGAACUUGAUCUUUAUUUUUUUUAAAAAACCGGGUAGUAAAAUAAGAGGAACCUAAAGCUUUCCAUGGUACUGGAAAUUGGUUAGCAUAAUUUCUAGGAGUCAAGCUUUCUGAACUGUUUAUAGUUUGUUAGACUGUGUAUAAGCAGGCAAAAUAAUUUUUCAUUUUAACUAUCCAGUCUUAUUUUACAGGUUAUUUUUGUAUAACUUUUAUUACAAGUUUUAGAGAGAAGAUUAAAAAAAACUAUCAAAAACCAUUAAAAAAUAAAGGAAAAAAGGAAAAGAAGGAAAGGACAAAGGUGCAAAAAGAAAAAAAGAUAUAGAAAGAAGCUUCCAAUUUUCUUCUGUAGCAAAUAUUAUUACAUAAAUAUGUCUUUAUAGUUACAAAAAGCUCUUCUUUUUCUAUUACCUAAUAUUUUCUAAUUAUCAGAACCACAAAUCAAAAGUUUGGGCAGGGGUUAGAUGUUUUAGAAAGUCCAUAAGGGGUUUCCAGUCAGCAGUAAAUAUAGAUAUUCUCUUUUCUAUGAGUAAAAAGUCAAUUUAGCCACCUCUGCUAAUUCCAUCAUCUUCAGCCAUUCCUCCAUGUGAGUAGUGCUGAACUUUUCCAUUUUUGAGCAUGUAAUAAUUUUGCUACAGUUACCAUAUACAAAAACAAAGUCCCAUGACUUUUUUUUCAAGCUAUUUAACCCAAAAGAAAAGUGUUUGGUUUCAAUUGACUAUUUUACAGAAUAGGCAAUAUUUGCAACACAGAUAGGAUGGAGGUAUUGAAUUACACUGAUUAUAAAGAAUGCUGAACUUUUCUUGUUUACCUGGUCAACCUAGUUUAAAAAUUAAUUGAACCAAAAAUUACUUUAAGCUUUGUGAAUGAAAAUACUUAAACCAUUAUCUGUCUGAUCCAUCCAUUCAUUUUACAUUUUAUUUGUCUCAUUUAUGCUCACUGCAACUGAUCAGAGGCUUGGCAGUUUACAACAACUACGAGCAAAUAAACACAAGGCACUCAGAAUUAAAACAUCCACAGCAAGACUCAAAUAAACAUUAUAAACCAUU
Pantherophis guttatus is the source of this 3548-nucleotide messenger RNA. RefSeq names its product SITS-binding protein-like. The record is from RefSeq and is a predicted model, not a curated record. NCBI's taxonomy places the organism in Eukaryota, Metazoa, Chordata, Lepidosauria, Squamata, Colubridae.